GCAGUGCGCAGGCGCGAGUGGUCGGGCCCGGAGGCGCGCGGCACUCGGUUGAAGCGGGCGAGGAGACCCUGUAGCCGGCGAGCGGGUGACCCAACGACCGAGCGCCUCCUCUGUCCACCAUGGCAGCCCUGCGCUACGCGGGCCUGGACGACACGGACAGCGAGGACGAACUGCCCCCGGGCUGGGAGGAGAGAACCACCAAGGACGGCUGGGUUUACUACGCUAAUCACACCGAGGAGAAGACUCAAUGGGAACAUCCGAAAACUGGAAAAAGAAAACGAGUAGCAGGAGAUUUGCCAUACGGAUGGGAACAAGAAACCGAUGGGAAUGGACAGGUGUUUUUCGUUGACCAUAUAAAUAAAAGAACCACCUACCUGGAUCCAAGACUGGCAUUUACUGUGGAUGAUAAUCCGACAAAGCCAACCACCAGACAGAGAUAUGACGGCAACACCACUGCCAUGGAAAUACUCCAGGGCCGGGAUUUCACUGGCAAAGUGGUCAUAGUUACUGGAGCUAAUUCAGGAAUAGGGUUUGAAACCGCCAAGUCUUUUGCCCUGCAUGGUGCACACGUGAUCCUGGCCUGUAGAAAUAUGGCAAGAGCCAGUGAAGCAGUGUCACGCAUUUUAGAAGAAUGGCAUAAAGCCAAGGUAGAAGCAAUGACCCUGGACCUCGCUCUGCUCCGUAGUGUGCAACAUUUUGCUGAAGCGUUCAAGGCCAAGAAUGUGCCUCUUCAUGUGCUUGUGUGCAACGCAGCAGCUUUUGCUCUACCCUGGAGCCUCACAAAAGAUGGCCUGGAGACCACCUUCCAGGUGAAUCACCUGGGGCACUUCUACCUGGCCCAGCUCCUUCAGGAUGUUUUGUGCCGCUCGGCCCCUGCCCGUGUCGUUGUGGUCUCCUCGGAGUCCCAUAGAUUUACAGAUAUUAAUGAUUCCUCGGGAAAACUUGACUUCGGCCGCCUUUCUCCAUCAAAAAAUGAGUACUGGGCCAUGCUGGCUUACAAUAGGUCCAAACUCUGCAAUAUCCUCUUCUCCAACGAGCUACACCGUCGCCUCUCCCCACGUGGGGUCACGUCGAAUGCAGUGCACCCCGGAAAUAUGAUGUACUCCUCCCUUCAUCGCAACUGGUGGGUGUACACGCUGCUGUUUACCUUGGCGAGGCCUUUCACCAAGUCAAUGGUAAGUGAAUGGCUUCUAGCGCCGUGGGCAUCAUCCAUGUGCCUCUAG
Molecule: messenger RNA, 1223 nt
Organism: Galeopterus variegatus (Sunda flying lemur)
Lineage: Eukaryota; Metazoa; Chordata; Mammalia; Dermoptera; Cynocephalidae
Gene: WWOX
Product: WW domain containing oxidoreductase
Exons: 8
Coding region: 120-1223 (367 amino acids)
Molecular function (GO): protein binding
Source: RefSeq, a predicted model, not a curated record